Messenger RNA from Cuscuta europaea, 1932 nucleotides. The record is from the annotation of a GenBank genome assembly. NCBI's taxonomy places the organism in Eukaryota, Viridiplantae, Streptophyta, Magnoliopsida, Solanales, Convolvulaceae.
CUAAUUAGUCCUCUUACACAUACAUGUUUAAUGGUUGCUGCAGACGUUUCGUUCAAAAUCUUCAAAUUUGAAUGUGAGAGCGAACAAAUUAACAUAAUAAUCCCGCGCGACAAACAGUUCGGUGUGCACCUUUGCCUUUUGCUUUUCGCAGUUUGCAAGCUUUCAUGAAAAAAUGGCCUCGUCUUUCAAGUACCCAGACAUCACCCGGUCAGAGAUCAUCGGAUAUCUAGCUCAUUUCGGGUUCGCCAGCAACGUCACGGAGCAGGACCUUCUCAAUCCAACUCGUGAACUCGUCGAAAAUAUCUACACUCACCUUCUCAACUACUUAGACUUGAUCCAGGAGGAUGAUGAGCAGGCGGAUUUUGCGGCCUUGGAGGUGUUCCACAACCCGGAUCUCCAUGUUUCUACGGUUCCUGUCAUGAAUUUACUUCACAAGAUGAGAGGGUUAUUGGCUGCUAUCGAUUGCCCCGGCCAGUUCACUCUCUGGGAUUUAAUCAAGCCCGACCCUGAUCGCACCAAGCUCUUUCUUGGUUCUCUUCUCAAUUUCUGCACUCACAGAACCAUCAAGAUGGAUGAACUGACAUCACUAGCGGGUGAGUUGGAUGUUUUUGUGGAGCAAAAACAAGCCCUAGAGGAAAAACUAUCUCAGCUGAACGCAGAGAUUACUCAAUGCAAUGAAUUAAGAGCAAGGGAAGCACUCCUUGUGCAAGAAGAAGAAGCUAAAGUUAAGGAAUUGAAGCAGACUAUCGCUGGCCUCAACAACCAUCAGGUGUCCUUAAAGUCUGAAACAAGAAAGAUGAAGGAGAGGGCACAAGAGUUGGACGAGCUGACUUCCAAUGUGGAGUUUGAACUGGUACAAAGUGCUCAAGAAAAUGCCCAUUUACGGUAUAAAAUUGUUCAAUCUCCAGACAAGCUUCAGCGGGCGCUAGAGGAAAAAAAAUCUCAUCAAGUUGAGGCAAAGAAUACAGAAAGGGCAGCAAUGCAAGCCUUUCAGGAUAAGAAUGCCACUCUUGAGUUGUAUACAAAGGCUCUGAAGAAAAUGUCUAAAAGCUUGGAGCAGAUGAAGGCUAUACAAGAGCAGGCAAAUUCAGUUAAAUCAGUAGAGAAGGAAAUUAAGGCUCUCAAAUGUAAGCUGGGUGAAGAUGAAAUGUUAGACAAAUCACUUGACGCUAAACUGGUAGAAAAGCAAGGGAAAGCGGACCAACUGGAUGAAAUGAAAAAGAAAGUAGAGAUAGAAUGCAUACUCGCUCGUGAAGAGGCAACAAAAGAGCUAAACAAUGUGAAGUCUCAAGUUGAAUCAACAAGGAAUGGUCUUCUGUUGCGGAAAAAGCAGGUUGAAACGGUCAUUGCUGAGGGGGAUGCUGUUAAUGCAAAGAUUAUUUCGGUAGGAGAGAAUGCAGAAUCCCAAUGCCAACAGUUAAAACUUAAACAUGAGGAGGUUGCCAAAGAGUUUAUGAUGUACUCUAACAAAGUUGGCGACGUGUUGAAGCGCUAUAGAGUGGACCCACCCACCCAGCAGUAAUUCACACUGCAACUGAUUGCCCAAAAGAGAAUUGCUCGCGUCUCCCAUAAGUUCACUGUAACCAUAACUUCAUAACUUAAAGAACAGUUAGAACACAUUCACAAAGUUUUACCACAAAAUUUCAAUCAAAAGCAUCUUAAAUGGAGGUAGCCGCAUGGAGGAUCCUGUCAAGACGGUCUGAAUGGAUCAUUCUCCUAUAUAUAACGAUUAGUACGUAAUUGAUCAUUCAAUUUCAAUUAGAAGAUUGUACUUUAUUAUUGAGUAGAUGUGAGUGAAUCAUACGCAAUCUCUUUCCUUGAAACUUAGAAACUCUUCAAUUAUACUUUGAUUCAUGAACCUAUAAAAUCUUCAAAAUGUAUUUUAUCAACCGGCCUUUGUUUAUUCGUUUUUAUUUUUUUUUAUUGUAUAAA